AUGAAUACACAACAACCUCAGCAACAUCCUGCCGCUUCAAUUGGCGGUGGCCUUGGCGGUGGUGGUGGCGGACCUGGUGGUGCCCCUACUGGUACUGCCCUACAACAACAACAACAACAACAACAACAGCAACAGCAACAGCAACAACAACAGCAACAACAACAACACUCACACCAUCAAAUGAUUCAAGCAAGAAUGCUACAACAGAAGAAGGAUGUAGUUGAACGAAUUGCAAAGAUCACUGGUUACUAUCAUAGUCGGCCUGCUGACAACUCGCCAGAGUUCUGGAUGUCCUUCAUUGGAGAGUUCUUCAUGCCUGGAGGCAUAUUUAUACAUACAAUGCGUCAACAGCCGCACAUUGCUGCCGUGGACGAUGCAUCAACACGAAGAUUUGAGAUACCAUGUUCUUUGCUGCCUAGAUACUUCAAGGUAGCGUUUGACACUGGCUUACUUUCAACAUCGCUGACGUUCGAGGACCAGAGCAUUGAGUAUCUACCAAAUGGACUGACUUGUUUCAAUGUGAAGAUUGCAAGAAUGCUAUUGGUCUACGACACGAUACACGUGCACAUCGAGGGCUCUCUUGCUAUCUACUUUGCACCCGACAUGAAGAUCGUGUCAUUGUACGCCGACUCGCGAUCAUUCCAAGAGUCAAUACCACGCGAGCACAUCACUCGCUUCUUUCAAGACUAUCACAAGCAGCCACAGCAGCAACAAUCACCUCAAUCGGCAUUGCUAUCGCUCGAACAGCAAUUCGCAUCACCCGUCAGCGCCAUGGGCAUCCCUUUACAUCUGAUGCGCUACUACUCCAUCGUGAAUGCCGUUGUUCAGUCGUACGACAUGAUGCAUGCCAAUCACUCGCCAAAAGACCCAAGUAAACCAAAUGGAAAUUCGUCACAACACUUUGUAAUGCCACACUCGCCUGCAGGUCAGGGUCCUCAAGUCAACUCUCCACAUCAGAAGCCACCAUCUGGAAUGAUCUCAGGGCAGACAGGUGGUCCAGAUCAAAAGGAAAAGAAUGAACAACAGCAGCAACAACAGCAGCAACAGCAGCAAGCCGCAGCUGGCCAACAACAACAACAUAACAAUGGUAACAACAAGUCGAAUGAGAAUAAGGUAUACAAAUUCCAGGUGUCGCCUCAACAGAAGGAACUGAAAGAGACACAACCAUCUCCGUCAGCCACGGCCAAGAAGAAAGCAGUGUUCAAGGAGUAUGAUAACGAUAAACAUAUGGCAAAGAUGUCAUAA
Messenger RNA from Acytostelium subglobosum LB1, 1245 nucleotides. RefSeq lists its product as hypothetical. The record is from RefSeq and is a predicted model, not a curated record. Gene Ontology annotation, cellular component: nucleus; transcription regulator complex. Gene Ontology annotation, biological process: positive regulation of transcription by RNA polymerase II; negative regulation of transcription by RNA polymerase II. The transcript is spliced from 3 exons. NCBI's taxonomy places the organism in Eukaryota, Evosea, Eumycetozoa, Acytosteliales, Acytosteliaceae. Bases 1 to 1245 code for a protein of 414 amino acids.